This is a messenger RNA of Aureobasidium subglaciale EXF-2481, 1050 nucleotides long. RefSeq lists its product as uncharacterized. Gene Ontology annotation, molecular function: carbon-nitrogen ligase activity, with glutamine as amido-N-donor. The record is from RefSeq and is a predicted model, not a curated record. NCBI's taxonomy places the organism in Eukaryota, Fungi, Ascomycota, Dothideomycetes, Dothideales, Saccotheciaceae. Gene Ontology annotation, cellular component: mitochondrion. The coding region runs from base 90 to 659 and encodes 189 amino acids. The transcript has 2 exons.
GCUCCAACGAGAUUCGAGGCCCGAGCUUACAUUGCUAAACAGCGUCAGAAGAAUGGCAGUAACCAUUUCUCAAGCACAACACACGCAGGAUGCAGUCAAUCACAGCAAGAAGCCGACCAGCCUUAAGGAGCGCUCAGCUCUGUCUCCGCUACCGCUAUGCGACCGACGCACCUGCCUCAGCGCCGCCGCUCCUGCUAAAGCUCCGCUCCGACCUCAAGACGGCCAUGAAGGCCAAAGACACAAACCGCCUCAAUGUCCUCCGCGGCCUCCUCGCCGAAGUCACCAAUGCUGCAAAGACAGCCCAGCCUCUCGACUCUGAUUUGAAGCUCUUGAGUCUGCUGCGCAAGCGUACAACAGCUGCCAAUCAAGCAGCCGAGGAGUUCUCAAAAGCUGGUAGACAAGACUUGACGGAGAAGGAGAACGCAGCUAUCAAGGUGUUGGAGGAAUAUGCUGGUAACGUGGAGGUUGUGGGUGAGGACUAUAUCAAGGAGGUUGUGCAAAAGACAAUUGAGACUAUCAAGGCUGAGGCCGAGGGCGCCAAGGUCGUGAUGGGUGAUGUGCUUAAGAAGCUGUUGGCUCCUGGAGGCGCCUUUGAGGGUAAGCCUGUUGAGAAGUCUCAGGUUGCAAAGGCUGUCAGGCAGUUCUUGGAUGCGAAGUAGAUGCCUGUUCGCGUCUCCGCCAAGCUCCCCAAUACACUCCAUUUCGUUUACGAGGAAACCACGUCCUCGAGCCACUUUCCAAAAUGUACAAAUAUCGCGUCAUACAAAUGUAACAACAGUCAUCCAUCGCACCUACCUCGCACGUCGCUUUCCUGCUCCGCAUGAAUUAAUCAUCAUUCAUCUCACAUCUUCAUCCAUGUUCAUCUGCACGACCACAAUCUAAUCUUCGCAUCCUGGCCAUGGAACAUCGUCUCGCUCCCUGGAAGUCAUCAACCAGAGGUCGCUGGCCGUUCAGCAGGUGCACAUCUUCAGCAACCUUGCACUAGUGAAAAGUCAACGUUCGCACUGGCACUCUUGUACGUCAUUGAGUCCGCCGUCUGGAUGUCUUGAG